Molecule: messenger RNA, 2192 nt
Organism: Gavialis gangeticus (Gharial)
Lineage: Eukaryota; Metazoa; Chordata; Crocodylia; Gavialidae
Gene: RHOT2
Product: ras homolog family member T2
Exons: 19
Coding region: 65-1975 (636 amino acids)
Biological process (GO): mitochondrion transport along microtubule; regulation of mitochondrion organization; mitochondrion organization
Cellular component (GO): mitochondrial outer membrane
Molecular function (GO): GTP binding; GTPase activity; calcium ion binding
Source: RefSeq, a predicted model, not a curated record
CGCCCGCGAGCUCCGUGGUGGGCCCGGAAGUGCAGGCGGGGCGGGCUGCAGGAGCGUGGCGGCGAUGAAGCGGGACGUGCGCAUCCUCCUUGUGGGGGAGGCCCAGGUGGGGAAGACAUCGCUGAUUAUGGCUCUGGUGGGGGAGGAGUUCCCAGAAGAGGUGCCCCCUCGUGCGGAAGAGAUCACAAUCCCAGCUGAUGUCACGCCUGAGAAAGUCCCCACUCACAUCGUGGACUACUCAGAAUUGGAGCAGACAGAGGAGGAGCUGCAGGAAGAGAUUGCAAAGGCCAACGUGGUGUGCGUGGUGUAUGAUGUCACCAAAGAAGCCACAAUUGAGAAGAUUCGGACAAAGUGGAUUCCUCUGGUGAAUGGGGGAGUUGAAAAGGGCUCCAGGAUCCCAAUCAUCCUAGUGGGGAACAAGUCUGACCUGCAGCCUGGGAGCUCCAUGGAGAUCAUUCUGCCCAUCAUGAACCAGUUUUCAGAGAUAGAGACCUGUGUGGAGUGUUCUGCCAGGAACUUGAAGAACAUCUCUGAGCUGUUCUUCUAUGCCCAGAAAGCUGUGCUGCACCCAACCGCCCCCUUGUAUGAUCCAGAGGAGAAACAGCUGAGACUGGUGUGUGCACGAGCGCUCACACGAAUAUUCAACAUCUCAGACCAGGAUAAUAACCAGAUCCUUAGUGACGAUGAGCUCAACUGCUUUCAGAAGUCCUGCUUUGGGAACCCCCUGGCUCCCCAGGCCUUGGAAGACGUGAAGAUGGUUGUGUGGAAGAACACUACAGAUGGGGUACAGGACAACGGCCUGACAUUAAAUGGCUUCCUCUUCCUGAACACGCUCUUCAUCCAGAGGGGACGGCACGAGACCACAUGGACCAUCCUGCGACGCUUUGGCUAUGAUGAUGAGCUGGAGCUGAUGGAUGACUAUCUCUACCCACAGUUCCGGGUGCCCCAUGACUGUUCCACUGAGCUGAAUCACUUUGGCUACCAGUUCCUUCAGCGGAUGUUUGAGAAGCACGACAAGGACCGGGAUGGAGCACUCUCACCUGCAGAACUGCAGAGUUUCUUCAGUGUCUUCCCCUAUGUGCCCUGGGGGCGUGAACUCUACAACACGGUAUGCACCACUGAUAAAGGCCUGCUUUCCCUGCAUGGAUUCCUCUGCCAGUGGACGCUGGUGGCCUAUCUGGAUGUCCAUCACUGUCUGGAGUACCUCGGUUACCUGGGUUAUCCCAUCCUCUCUGACCAGGACUCUCAGACACACGCCAUCACAGUUACCCGGGAGAAGAGAAUUGACCUGGAGAAGGGCCAGACCCAGAGGAAUGUCUUCCUCUGUAAGGUGAUUGGCCCCAGAGGCACGGGCAAGUCUGCAUUUCUACAGGCCUUUCUGGGGAGAAACCUGCCUACACAGAUGGAGUCCCCAGGAGAUCUGUCCUUCCAUGCCAUCAACACAGUACAAGUCAACAGCCAGGAGAAGUAUUUAAUUUUAUAUGAGAUCGACGUGGACACAGAGUUCAUGAAAGCAUCCGAUGCAGCCUGUGAUGUUGCCUGCUUAAUGUACAAUGUGAACGACCCCAAAUCUUUCAACUACUGUGCCAGCAUUUAUAAGCAACACUACAUGGAUGGACAGAUUCCCUGCGUCUUUGUAGCCUCUAAAUCAGACCUUCCAGAAGUGACUCAGCAGCAUGGACUCUCACCAGCUGAGUUUUGCUACAAGCAUCGCCUCCCACCACCAUUCUACUUCACCUGCUGCACCCAAGACCCACCCAGCACCACUGUCUACAGCAAACUGGCCAUGGCUGCCACUUUCCCCUUCUCUGCUCUGCUGCUGGGAUCAAGCAAACUGGAGACAAAACAGGCUGGCCUUACAGAAACACUGGGCCUUGGCUGUCAGCUACAAACAGAAGAGACCUGGCUGUGGUUUUCUAUUUGCUGUUUCUGUCUGGUGCACCGUGAUCUGCACCAUCUCCAGCAUUGCCAAUGACAAUCCUCCUGGCCCAAGAGCUGCCUAGGAGAGUUUGUUUCUGGCCCAAGGUGCAUCGUUUGCCAGGAAUGUCUUUAGGGCUUUGUACAGUUGGCUGAAUGGCCUCUUACCUGUUUUCUUGCAGGCACCUGAAUGAUAGUGAGCUGGGAGCAGCUUCCUUCUGGCUCCGGGUUGCCUUGGGAGCCACUAUGACCGCCCUGGUAGGAUUCACGCUUUA